GAGAGAGAGAGAGAGAGAGAGAGAGAGAGAGAGAGAGAGAGAGAGAGAGAGAGAGACUGGGGGACUGGUAGUAAGUGCAAUAGGGUCGAGAAAAAAAGAGAAGAGAUGAUGACUUAAAGGGAUAGAAAGAAAAGAAGGUGACUGAAAAAGAGACCAGACAGAGCGAAGAAAGGAAGAGAAAGAGAGAGAGCGACAGAACCCGGCCGUCUGGAUUGUCCUUCAGCUGUCCGGAAUGAGAGGGCGCCGUUCCGUCUUGCCAUCGCCGUGCCGCGUACCAGUGCCAGCUUACACAUCUCAAAGCGGUGUCGACCUCUCCGCUGCAUCAGCUGCUAUCAGCCCAACCGACUGACCGCCCGGUCCAUCUGAAUGAGUCUGUAGGAGCGACCAUGGAGGUCUGGGGGCUGCUGUCAUUCCUUCUCCUGCUCGCUGUGCAGAUCCCGCCCUGCCGACCACUGCAAGACCUGGCUUGCGUCACUGACUACAUCAAAAACAUAAGCUGCACUUGGAACAGUUCAGGACAACGUCCAGAAGAACGCUGCAUUCUCCAAGACAAACGUGAACAUGGGAAGAGCUGUGAACUAACCCCUGUGGAGGGUCAAAACCCCACCUUCAGGACCUGCCAGCUUGUUUUUAAUCAGGUAUAUGGUUUUUUCUACAAAGUGACAAUUCAAGUUGCAUGUGGGGACUCUGUGGUCACCAGUUUGACGGACUACCGGCCAGCACUGAAUGUAAAAAUGCACCCCCCUGGUAAACCCGUCAUCACUUACUCUACAAGUCAUCUCAAUGUCUCCUGGAGUCACAGCAUUCACCAUGCAAAAAUGAUCUCCAGCUAUUAUUUUCAACUGCAGUUCAAACAGUCAGAGCAGCUGUGGCAGAAUGUGGUGUCAACAAACCUCACGGCCAAACAGAUGUCAGUAGAGCUGCAUGAGGACCAGUUUGAGACGGGACUGAGGUAUCAGGCCAGGGUUCGCGUCAAGCCCUCAGAGUCUCUGGAACUCAAAGGGGUGUGGAGCUGCUGGAGUCCCACUGCUUCCUGGAAGCCCCGUGAAAGAAUCCCCUCAGAGAAGUCCACGUCUGGCCCAGGUCCAGGGCCAGAGCUGCAGGUGACUGUGGGGCUGGUAGCUGCCGCUGUUGUCCUUCUGGUCCUGAUCGGCUGCAAAUACCACAGAGCUGGCUGGGUUCACAAGCUGAAACUGCCCCAUGUGCCAACCCCCUCCACCUACUUCCUAUCGCUAAAUUCUGUCCAUGGAGGGAAUUUCCAGACGUGGCUGAGGCCCACGUUCGCCCCGGAGUCCUUCGACGUCCCUCGGGGCUUCGAGGACGUCUCCGCCGUGGAGGUGUCCAAAGCCGAGGACGUCACCGCCCUGCUCCACCCGAGCCACCCGGCCGACCCCUGGGACGACAGCGCCGGCUCCGCCUGCUUCUCCAACAUGGGCUACUUCUACUCCGGUUACUCGGGCUCCUGCCAGAUCGAGGUCUGCCCGGUGUACUUCAGCUCCGCGUCCGCGGAGCGCGCCGGGGGACGGGGGGCCGGGGAAGGGGGCGCGCCCUGUCCGGCCGGCUCCUCCUACGAGCAGCUCGGCGAUCUUCCGGGCGAGGCCGGACGUCCGGACCCGGGCAGCAGGGAGUGGAGUGAGGAGGAUGAUGAUGAGGAUGAGGAGGAGGAGGAGGAGGAAGAAGAGGGUGGAACUGAGGAAGGCUUAAAGGAAAUGAAUGGUCUUCCCCCUCUGACCGCCCUUCCCUUUUCAGUGCCUCGUCCUGUGACCCCCUCUCACUUCCCUCCGCCCCCUCUCCUUCCCAGCAUCCCUCUGCCUCCCCUCCCUUCUUGUGAUUUUGACUCAGACACAGCCCCCGGUAGCAGUAACGCCUCAGGGCCACUGGAGGGAGCCCUUGGUAGAUCCUCCUCAGAGAGAAUAGAGCCCUCUAGUGGCGGGUACAUGUCAGUGGUGGAAAUGCUGAACACCUACUGCAAUAAGUCUAUUUGAGUAAACUUUUGACAAUGAAAAUGUCAAAAGUCUCAGGUCUCAAAAAUACAGAUAUAGGGUAGUUUUUUUUAGAAUGAAAGUAGUUUCCCAGGGUCAUUGAUCAGUUGUACAUUAUUAUCAGUCGUCUAUCGAAAGGUUGUUACAAAGAAUGUUAAUGAGCAGUAUUUUUUAAUGUUUUUUUAAUAUACAAGCUUUGUUAUGUUGUUCAAGCAUUACUAUUCUCAGAUUCUUCAUCAUGGCCUUUUCUGUAACAGUAGCAUUUAAUAACUGCAAUAUUUUAACAUAGCUGCACUAAUGUUUUUGUAAUUCUUUCAGCUUUGGAUACUUGUGUUAAAUCUCCAUAAAUAGGAGAUGCUAAUGGGAGGAUGUUCUAUUUUCACAUUGAGUUGAAUUUUGUCUUGAAGUAAGUUUUUCUACAUUUGUAAUUAUGUGUAAUUAAGUGUGCUGCUAAUAACAGACUUACUCUCUGACAGUCUGUUUGAAUGAAAAGGUACCUUCAAUGUGUCAAUAUUCUAUUCAUUUUAUUACAGUUUUUUACAAUCGUUUUCA
Conger conger (European conger) is the source of this 2534-nucleotide messenger RNA. Its product is annotated as interleukin-2 receptor subunit beta-like. The coding region runs from base 387 to 1985 and encodes 532 amino acids. The record is from RefSeq and is a predicted model, not a curated record. Gene Ontology annotation, biological process: cytokine-mediated signaling pathway; immunoglobulin mediated immune response. Gene Ontology annotation, molecular function: cytokine receptor activity; protein binding. The transcript is spliced from 11 exons. Lineage: Eukaryota; Metazoa; Chordata; Actinopteri; Anguilliformes; Congridae. Gene Ontology annotation, cellular component: external side of plasma membrane; membrane.